CGGGACAAAUAAUACCGACGAAAUUAAACUGAGAACAGUUUGCUUAUAAGAGAAAACUGUUACCGGUUUACUGUUUCAGAGAGCUUUACCUGUCUCUCAAGGCAGCUUGCUAAACAGCUGGGAACACUUUGGUGCAAUGGAAAACAGCUGUUACUAAAAGUCAGAGAGACAUAAGAUAUGUAAAUUUACUGUUACACUGUGGGUGGCUAUGGUUGGUUUGGGUUUUAGGAUGCAAUAUAAAAUGUUCGCUGCAUUUUCGGAGUAUUUGAACGAAGUUACAAGGCGAAAUGUAAAGCAGUUUGCGACUGACAAGGUGUAAAAGGCGAAAACUGUUUCGUGCGUGCCGUUUGCGGCGAAAGGAUGUUGAUGUUCGAGCAAUAAAUGUUUCAACUGAAUGGACUCGAGUAAACGUGUCAGUGACUGCGCUGACGACACAGCAUUACGGACGCGUUGAUUAUUUAGUGCGGACGCGUGACAUGUUCGAUUGCAGGCAUUUCGUACGCAUGCUGGACGACGUGAACGCGUAAUUCAUACGCAGGAGUGUUGUAAAUAUAUAACAAGUUGUGUUGUUCAAGCCAUUAUUAUUAUCUACGGCAGUGUUUUAAAAGUGGUCGGGUGUGUUAAAAGAGUUAAUUGUGAAAUUUUGAAAAUAUAUUGUGAAAAUAUUUAUAUUAUUAUAAUAUUUAAUUGACUUUGGAACCAAGUGGAAAAUGGUGUGGUUCAUUGAAGAAUGUAAAUGAUUUAUAUAUAAAGUAAAUAAAACAAAAAAAUAUAUAAAUUUUUAAAUGAAAUCGAUAUCGAAUCGGUGUUGCUUAUAAGUCCUACAGGUGCACAAAUUAAUUAAUGUGUGAUAAUAAAAAAAAAGAAAAUAAUUAUUAAAUUCAAAACAAAAAAAAAAAAUAUUUUAAUUAAGUGAAAAUAGAUUUACCGAAAAAAAAUUAUAUAAUAAAUAUUUCAUGAAAUAAACCAAUAUUGUCAUAAACAUCCAUCAACAGCAGAAAAAAUAUUUAUACUCACUUAUAAAGCACCAAAAAGUCAAAUAAGCGCUUCAAAAAAUUCAGCAUACCUUUUAAUUAGUUAUUUUUUAAGUGAGUGUGUUGUUGUUGAAAAACUAACAGCGAAAUGUUUAUUCGAUUUGAAUUUUUUCUUAAACGAAUGUUCACUGCCAAUAAUAUAGCAAGCUAUAAAAGCAGUUGAAAUACUGUCAACAAUUAAAAAUUGUCAUCAUCAACAAGAACACUCGCUGCACAUGGCGCACACAGCUCAACAACAAACAGCGAAAUAAUUCCAAUCCUUUGAUUGUCCAAAGUGUCACAGCCAGCAGCAGUCGUCAUGUCAUUCGCAAAUGAAUUGACAACAAUAAUGUUAUUGUUGCUCACAUUUUUGUUGACACCAACGACAACGACAACCGCAUUGGAUGGCAAAAACAGCGAAGCAAAUGCAAUGCAGCAACAACAAGCAAUGCAGCGUCAUGCUUUAGCUACCCUCGUGCAACAACCUGCUAUAGUUUUAGCCACCGCCGGCACUGAAAGUUACCUGUCUCACCCUGCCCCUGCCAAUGUACCCAGUUAUUCUGCACUACACCGCAGCAAUCAGCAAUACAUACAACAACACUUGCAGCGUAGUCAUCAACAGCAGCAAUCAAGCAAUAUCAAUAUGCUGAAUUUUGGCGCUCCAUUCGUGGCGCCAGCAGCGUCGGGUGAGCAACAGCUGGAGCAGACCACUUACCCACCGCCAACAUUUGAUUUUGGCAUGCCACGAAAUAUAACAGCGCGUUCGGGUCAAACGGCGGCGAUAAAUUGUCGGGUCGAACAUUUGGGUGAUAAAUCGGUUUCAUGGAUCCGAAAACGUGAUUUGCAUAUCCUAACCGCAGGCAUUUUGACUUAUACGUCCGAUGAGCGAUUUCAGGUAGUGCGCACCGCUGAUUUCAAGGAUUGGACGCUGCAGGUGAAGUACGCGCAGCCACGUGACAGCGGCAUCUAUGAAUGUCAAGUGAAUACGGAACCGAAGAUCUCCAUGGCUUUCCGCCUGAAUGUCAUAGUGACACCGCCGGAUGCCAAAGCAAUGAUUGUCGGACCAUCUGAUCUCUAUGUGAAGGUGGGCAGCGCCAUUACGCUCACCUGUCAUGUGAAACAACCGUCGUCGGCAUCGGAUAUCGGUCCCAUCUAUUGGUACAGAGCCAACUACAUGCUGACACCCUUUGUGGCGCAUCCCAAUGAGGCAGCCAUCGAUAUGCGGCGCAUAUCAAUGGAAUCGAAUUUGGGCGAAAAACUGCAAAGCCGGUUACGCAUAGCGAAUGCACAAACCGCUGAUUCGGGUAAUUACACUUGUAUGCCGACCACAGCCGAGGCUGCCAGUGUCAUGGUGAAUGUUAUAAAUGCUGAAACACCAGCGGCUAUGCAAAAAAGUGCCGCCACACAGCUACAGGCACGCGGCUGUAUCCUUUUGCUCCUUGGGGCAUUCUCAGUUCGAUGGCUCUUGCAGUGUGUCACCUCAUCAGCACGACAACUUACGCUACACUAUACGAGUAUACUAGAAAAGAAAGACAACGUAUUUAAGAAAUUACCCGAGGCAACUUGCCGGACACAAUCCAAUGUGAAUAUUGAAUCUAAAACUAUUUUUUAUUGGGACAUUUAUUAUCAUUCCUCGACAUGAUAUUUUAGUGUUCAAAUUUAAAAUAAUAAACUAUUAAAUUUAAAAUAUAAGUCAUGCUAGAAAGAAAUAAAAAGGCUCGAAAACACAUAGCUGUAUUCCAAAUAUUUUUAAUAUUCGUAGAUAUAAUAUUUAUAUGUAUAGGAAAAUAAUGCCCACAUAUGAAUUUAAAUAGUCCAUUUCUUCAUAAAACAAAUAGGUAUUAAAAUCAAAGGUGUAUAUAAGUAAGUUAUAUUAUAUUAAUUUAUUUCAACAACAUUAAAUUUAUUAGAAAUAUUUUAAUUUGUUCAGCUUAAACGUUGUUUAAUAAUGCCAACCUUAGAAAACGUCCGGUAAGACUGUGUGAUUUGAGUGUAUAAAUGAAAUAUACUUAAAUGUUAUUUUUUUCAAAACUGAGUGAGAAUGAGAGGGUAUAGGUGAGUUGUUUUGUAGGCGCGUGCAAAAAUAUUGUGAAACUAGUCUUCUUCAAUUGGGAAGAAAAAGAGGUGAAUAAAUUUAGAAGUGCUUCCCUGGAUCAGAUGAAGAAAUCUGAAUGAAGUUGAUUGAAUUUGAUUUAAUAUAUUAUUUAUUAUAUUCGUUAGGAAAUUGUGGUUUAUUAAUCAACACUUUUAAGCUUGGUGAAGUAGCCGAGUAUGUAUUGCCUUUAGGGAGGGUAUAUUUUUUACCAAGAACUUUGAAGAAAUUCCCUUUUUAUUCACGAGUUGAGUUAGCUUCAUUAUAAAGUCGACUUAUAUUUAGUGCACAUCACCAGUCCUUUUGAUGGUGUCAACAUGAGCGAAUAAUUGCACUUAUUAUUCUUCGGCUCAUUUUACAACGGUAUACUCAAUAUCUUACUGAAAAUUACAAUGUUUUUAUCGGAUAAAGAUGAUUCGAUAUCAAUGGUUGCAUAACUUCGGACGCCAAAUCUUAGAUACUGGCGAAUAAAACUCACAGCUGAUAUUAAUACGAGUAUCACAUACUGAAAUAACCUAAAGAUAUUGUGAACUUGCCUUCAACUCAUGUUUUGCUUCCUGUCUACUUUGACUCGUGGAGAUACUCUCCAAAUGAAAAUUACGGAGAUUCUACAUAAACAAUUUUGAAACCAUAGCAAUGAGAUAUGUGAUGAUUAUAUUUCAUUUUAAUCGAGUUGAAGCAUUAUGUUGCAGUUAGGUUAAGAUAAAUCAUAACUAUUAGUAGAUAAUAGUAAAAUUAUAGACCGAAAAUAAUAUUUGUAAUAAAUUAAUAAUAAUAAUAAUAUUAGAAUGAUUUGAAUAAAAUUUUCAGCAUAAAUUGAAGAAAUGUAGUACAAUGAAUGGUCAUAGAGGUAGUAAUUUUGUUUAACACAAUAACAUAGCGUAUUAGAUAUAACGUACAAAAGGCUUUUUUAAACUAUAUUUGUAAAAGAUAAUAUAUUAUACAUAUUAGUUGAAAACAAGUUUUACAAAAUCAAAUAAUAAAAGAAAGUACA
Messenger RNA from Zeugodacus cucurbitae (melon fly), 4099 nucleotides. RefSeq names its product hemicentin-2 (gene dpr2). Gene Ontology annotation, biological process: synapse organization. NCBI's taxonomy places the organism in Eukaryota, Metazoa, Arthropoda, Insecta, Diptera, Tephritidae. The record is from RefSeq and is a predicted model, not a curated record. The transcript is spliced from 7 exons. Gene Ontology annotation, cellular component: neuron projection membrane. The coding region runs from base 1333 to 2655 and encodes 440 amino acids.